Messenger RNA from Benincasa hispida (wax gourd), 599 nucleotides. RefSeq lists its product as uncharacterized. The record is from RefSeq and is a predicted model, not a curated record. NCBI's taxonomy places the organism in Eukaryota, Viridiplantae, Streptophyta, Magnoliopsida, Cucurbitales, Cucurbitaceae.
UUCCACCAAUUUCCCUUCCAACAAAAAACACAAAAGAAAAAGCGCCACCACCACAUUUCCAUGAAGAAAACAGGGCUGUUCGCCGCCUCCGUCGCCGCCGCCUCCGCCACCGCCCUGUCUGCUCCGCCGUCCUCCGCCGGCAUCCUCAAAACCACUUUCUCCCAUCAGGAACAAGUCACCAGAGAUCAAGAAAUUACUACUCCAUCCAGAAGAUCUCCGCCGUCUACGGCGGCGGAACAAUUUGCUCCGAGAUUCGAUGGGUUGCGAUUCAUUGAAACUCUUGUCACUGCUCAUAGAUGAUAAGCUUUGAUUUUGGCAAUAAAAUGGCCCUCCAUCCUUUUUUUUUCUGUCUUAUUAUAAAAAAAAAAAAUUAAUCACUUUGAGGAAACACCCCCAAUUCUGUAUUGCAAGUGGUGGGUUUGUUUUUGUUUUUGUUUUUUUAUUAGAGCUUGAUCUUGUAAUUCAAUCAUAUACUGUAAUGUAAUGAUAUAAUGUGACAAGGUAUAUGUAUUUUACUAGUGGUAAUUUUGUGGAUUUUUUUGUUAUAAGAUAUGAUAAAAAAUGAAUGUCAGACACUCUGCAGUGCUCUGUUUUGGUAA